GCGGAGGCCGCCGGGAUGCAGCUGGACUCGGAGGAAGGCAAAGACGCUGCAGAAGAACCGAGCAAAACUGCGAAGCUCGACAAGCCGCCGUUCAGCUACAACGCGAUGAUUAUGAUGGCUAUUAGACAAAGCCCCGAGAAGAGACUAACGCUUAACGGAAUCUACGAGUUUAUCACGAAGAACUUUCCGUUUUACCGGGGGCACAAGCAGGGCUGGCAGAACUCCAUCCGUCACAAUCUGAGUCUCAAUAAAUGCUUUGUUAAAGUGCCGAGACAUUACGACGACCCGGGCAAAGGCAACUACUGGAUGCUGGACCCCUCGAGCGAUGAUGUUUUCAUCGGCGGCACGACCGGCAAGCUCCGGAGACGCUCGGCCACCUCCAGAGGAAAGCUGGCGAUCAAACGAGGACUGCGGUUCUCCCCGCUGGGGCUGGGAAUAAACGAGGCGGCGAGCAACCCGCUGUACUGGCAGAUCUCGCCUUUGUUAUCUUUGCACCCUCAGCAUUACAGCGGAACGGCGCACGGGUUUCUGAAUCAAGCUCCCGGUUACGGUUCUGUCGUGUCUGGCGUCCGGGACGCGGCGCGCUGUGGCGGUGCUCUCGGUCUGACGAACACUUACGGGAUGAGUUCGUCUCCCGUUGGGCUGCUAUCCGUCCCGUCAGGCUACUUGCACCCGCCGGCCCUGCAGCAACACGCGUUCAGCUCUCAGUUACUCACCGACUCCCUCAGGACCAUGUCCUCCUUCUCCCCGGCUGUGUCCAGCGCUUUACCCGCUCUUCUGUCCCACCACGACAGAGGCUCUCCAGAUGCCUUUUAAACUGAAAGUGAUUUCGUUGAGAUGAAAUCAUGUAAUCAUGCACUAAAUGCUUCCGUACAGUUU
Molecule: messenger RNA, 879 nt
Organism: Sinocyclocheilus rhinocerous
Lineage: Eukaryota; Metazoa; Chordata; Actinopteri; Cypriniformes; Cyprinidae
Product: forkhead box protein G1-like
Exons: 1
Coding region: 16-816 (266 amino acids)
Biological process (GO): regulation of transcription by RNA polymerase II
Cellular component (GO): nucleus
Molecular function (GO): DNA-binding transcription factor activity; sequence-specific double-stranded DNA binding
Source: RefSeq, a predicted model, not a curated record